AUGUAUAAGGGGAUCAUCGGGGCCGCCGGGGAGCACCUGUCCCGCCACGUGCUCAGCGAGCGGCUCGUCAUGUCGGGCGAUGCUGGGAGUCCGCGUUUAGGGUCCUCCCCUCUCGCGGCGCUGACCGAAGCCGGCGCCUGGGUAUACCACUCCACCCUGUUGGGCGUCAUGCUAGGAUGGACUGGUGCCGAGAGCCCCGCGUACCUCCUGUGUCCCAAAGCCGUUGAGUCCACCUUCUGGCUGGCCGAGAUGCUCCAGCAAUUCUUCCUCGCUUUCGUCAAGUUUGACGUCCUCCUUCUUGAUGAUGAGCCCUCGACACGGCGGCGCACCCCUGGGAAUGCCGGAUGUUCAGGAGAAUUGUCUUCAAGUUAAUCGUUCCAGCUGUAAUGCACUGGUCCAUCCUUUUAACCCAUCUCCCUGUCCUCCGUAUGGAUUAAUCUCGCUGUUGUUCUUUUUU
This is a messenger RNA of Gaeumannomyces tritici R3-111a-1, 457 nucleotides long. RefSeq lists its product as hypothetical. The record is from RefSeq and is a predicted model, not a curated record. Lineage: Eukaryota; Fungi; Ascomycota; Sordariomycetes; Magnaporthales; Magnaporthaceae. The transcript is spliced from 2 exons. Bases 1 to 372 code for a protein of 123 amino acids.